AUGAAUAUGCAACCUUCAGAAGCCGAGGCAGGAUUUGAUAUUCACAUUCCUCCUACAGAGGAUCCUGAUCUCCUAAAGAAAAGAAUUGAUGAGGAAUGGGCACCAGCUACAAGGAAUUUGACAUACCAGUUGAUACAGCAAGGAUCAGUAAUGGAUAUUACAGGGUGUCCUCUAAUAACCACAACAGAUGACUCUAACUCAUGGUGGUCUACUUUUAAAGAAGUUGUCAUAGCUUCUGGUGGAAAACUUCAAAAGCCUAAAAUUUUAAGAUCAACAACAGAUGCUCGGUUCAUGAGACAGUUGGGCAUACCAACUCUUGGCUUUUCAAAUAUUGGGGUAUUAGCCAUUGGUGAAAUAUGGACAUUUACUGCCAGAGCUUUUAGCUCACCAGUCCCAGACCACACCAUCAUUGUCAAUUAUGAUGGCUUUGCUGAAGAUGUUAAGGUUGGUGAUGACCUUCUCGUGGAUGGAGGAAUGGCUAAUCUUACUUUCUGGAGAGAUGGUAGUCUAGUUCAAGAACACAAAGCCAUGCUUCCUACAAUAUCUCCUAAGGACUGGCUGAACAUAGACUUUGGGAUUGCUGAAGGUGUGGACUUCAUUGCAGUUUCAUUUGUCAAGUCUGCAGAAAUCAUCAAUCAUCUCAAAUUUUACAUAGCUGCUAGAUGUCGGGACAGUGACAUUUCAGUGACCACAAAAAUCGAGAGUAUUGAUUCCUUGAAGAACUUAGAAGAAAUCAUCCAGGCUUCAGAUGGAGCCAUGAUAGCACGAGGAGACUUGGGCGCUCAACCUCACAGAUUUUCAUACCCAAAUCCCUAA
Asparagus officinalis (garden asparagus) is the source of this 816-nucleotide messenger RNA. RefSeq names its product pyruvate kinase isozyme A, chloroplastic-like. The transcript has a single exon. Gene Ontology annotation, biological process: glycolytic process. Lineage: Eukaryota; Viridiplantae; Streptophyta; Magnoliopsida; Asparagales; Asparagaceae. Gene Ontology annotation, molecular function: magnesium ion binding; pyruvate kinase activity; potassium ion binding. The coding region runs from base 1 to 816 and encodes 271 amino acids. The record is from RefSeq and is a predicted model, not a curated record. Gene Ontology annotation, cellular component: cytoplasm; chloroplast stroma.